Nomia melanderi (Alkali bee) is the source of this 5639-nucleotide messenger RNA. RefSeq names its product Microfibril-associated protein 1 (gene Mfap1). NCBI's taxonomy places the organism in Eukaryota, Metazoa, Arthropoda, Insecta, Hymenoptera, Halictidae. The record is from RefSeq and is a predicted model, not a curated record.
UCAUGAGGGGAGUGUUACUAGAGUGGCCACGGUCACCGAUUUAGCAGCUUUGAUUUAAAUAGUACUCUGAGCUUUGUGAGAAUGCCAGCGUGACGUUACAUGGCAAGAGGAAUGUUUUGCUAGGGUGUUUUGUUUAUAGUUUUUAUUGAUUAUGUGGUAACCGUAUUGACGAAUCACGUUAUAGACGCAGAACACGUAAAUUUAAAUAUUAUUUAUAUUUCUUUUCCCUUUUUUAUAUCUCUAAAAACAAAUAUGGAAAACAUGACGAAGUGACUGAAAAAUAUGAAUAUAAACAAACACCGAUCCACAAAUUAUAGCGUCUGUUUGGUGACUAAAGUUUACAUAGUUUAUGAUCAUCAGUGAUCUGUGUUUUAGUUGGAAUAUACUACAAAUAAUAUUUUGUAGUUUCCCUAUAAGUUGUUUUAAAAGCCAUUAAAAUGAUGAUGGAUUAUUUUGUUACAAAUAAUUCCUUAGCACCUGCACCUAUGGGAAUUCAAAGUACUGCAGGUGCUGUACCCGUAAAAAAUGAUAAAGGGGAGCUUUCUAUGAAAAAAGUAAAAGUACAUCGUUAUGUCUCCGGAAAACGUCCGGACUAUGCACCAGCUGCAAGUUCAGAGGAAGAAUCUGAAGAUGAAGAUUUCCUGGAAAGGCGAGCUCACAAACAUUACGAGGAUAAUGAAAUUUCUAUGGAUACUCCUGUACAGUCACAAGUUAGGAUACGAGAUGAGGAUGACCCACGCAUAAGAAGAUUAACACGUUUGGAAAGACAAAAAGAAUCUAACACAGAAAUUCGUACAGAGAGACAUAGACACAUUUAUGAACCAGAAUUGAUUGAAGUUGAACCUGAAAGAACUCGUGAAAGAAUCAAGCUGGAAAGUUCCGAUUCAUCGGAAGAUGAAGAGUUAUCUGAUUCUGAAAUAGAAAGGAGACGCGAAGCAUUGAAACAGCGAGUUUUAUCUAAAAAAGAAAAUGAGGAAGAACUAAUUCAUGGGGAAGAGGAUGAAAGAUCAGGAGAUAGUUCAGACGAGAGUUCAGAAUAUGAAGAAUACACAGAUUCAGAAGAAGAAACUGGACCAAGAUUGAAGCCAGUUUUUGUACGUAAGAAGGAUAGAAUUACAGUAAUGGAAAAAGAAAAAGAAGCGAUGAAACAAAAACAAGCAGAAAUCGAGGCUAAGAAAAUGGCAGAAGAAAGGAAAAGGCAGACAUUAAGAAUGGUAGAGGAAGCAAUAAGGAAAGAGACACAAGUCGGUAAAGGUAAUAACGACCAAGAAGGAAAAUUAGAAGAUGUUUGUACAGAUGAUGAAAAUGAUGAAGUAGAAUACGAAGCAUGGAAGUUAAGAGAGCUGAAAAGAAUUAAACGUGAUCGGGAAGAAAGGGAACAACUCGAAAAAGAACGUCUUGAAAUAGAACGCAUACGGAAUAUGACAGAAGAAGAGCGGAGGCAAGAGGCUCGCCUGAAUCCAAAGGUUAUUACUAACAAAGCAGCUAAAGGAAAAUACAAGUUUUUGCAGAAGUAUUAUCACCGUGGAGCAUUCUACUUGGAUAAAGAAGAUAAUAUAUUUAAACGCGAUUUCUCUGGUGCAACGCUAGAAGAUCAUUUCGACAAAACAAUUUUACCAAAAGUUAUGCAAGUGAAGAACUUUGGACGUAGCGGUAGAACAAAGUAUACGCACUUAGUUGAUCAAGACACUACUCAGUUCGAUUCACCAUGGAUCUCAGAAACAGCGCAAAAUCUCAAAUUUCAUAAUAAUCAAGCAGCAGGAAUGAAGCAAAUAUUCGAUCGGCCGUCAUUAAAAAAGCGAAAAAGUGAAAACUAGUUAAACAACAUAUAAAGAAAAUUAUAUUUAUAAAUUAUUAUAACUUAGUUUUUUCGUAACAGAUGUUUUAAAGCUAGUUUUGCAGCCGCACAUUUAGCUAGUUUUUUAUUUGAACCAAAUCCAUGGAAGCGCUUUAUCUUUCCAGCAAUGAAUACUUCUAAUGAUACCAUAAUGGAACUCGUGCCUUCAACGGGAACUGCAUUCCUGAAAAAAAUAAUUUGCGCUAUAAUUGAUUGCAUAUGUUGAUUUUUCCUGUGUUGUUCUAUAUCGAAAAAUAAGGAACACACUUACAAGAAUUGCGGUCUUGCACCUUGAUGUUCAUAUAAUACACGAAUCGGUUGUUUAGGAAUGUUUUUACUAAAUUCAUCUUAAAACAAAGUAAUAAUAUUUAGAUUAAUAUAUAAUCACAUUAUAGAAUUUUUAUUUAAAAAGUUUACCAAUUUCUGUAUGCAUAAGGGAAAAAAUGAUUUCCCAAACUUUCUUCAAAUUUUUUCCUGAAUCCAUAUAUAUGGCACCUAUUGUAGAUUCAAAUAUGUCCCCUAAAACUUUAGGAACAUCUACAUAUUCAACCAUAUUGCAUUCUUUUUCUUCCAUUAAAAUCCAUAGGAGCUGUAAAAAUCAAUUCCAAUAAAUAUGUACUUCAUACUGCACAUACUCAGUAGCUCUCACUAUGAUAAAGCACCUCAUCGUUUACAACAUGACCUCUUUCUUCUUGAAAUUUAACAAACCGGUUUAUAGCAUCGUUCAAUUGUGGCGAAUAAGCCAAUAACGCAGUAUGCAAACCGUAUCGUACACUCAAACAUGCAAAUGUAAUAUUGUUAACAAGUGCAGAUCUUAAAUCUGUUAAAACACCAGGACUCAAGUUCCCACAAUAUUCAUAGAUGUAAGAUGUAAUUAGAAAAUCUAAAACACGAAAACAUUUAUUCGUAAAUACCUAGGUUUACAUAAAUUCCGUUAAACAUUCUACUUUCUUAAAUGAUUUCUUACCAAUAACAGCGUCACCGAGAAAUUCAAGUCUUUGAUAACAUUCGGUUAUAGAAUUUGCCGAGUACGAAGGAUGUGUAAAAGCCUAAAAUAUUUGCAUCGUGUAAUUAAGAUUAUUGUAAAAUAUUAAAAACAUAUUUCUUUGAUCUUUAAUUGAAAAUAAUUCGAUAACAUGUACACCUAAAAUUAUAUUAAUGUCUCAAAAUACCUGUAAUAAAAAGGCCCUAUUUUCAAAUUUGUACCCAAGUUUUUGUUCUAUAUUAGAGGCCCAGGGAAUCAAGUAAUCUACAUCUUCAGAAAUUUCAGGAUCUUUGGGCACAGUAAAUAAUAGGGCAUUAAUAUCAAUAUCCUUUGGUAAGAUUUCAAACCACGUUAAUAGAUUAACAGUACUUUUAAUACCCAUACUCUAUUAAAAAAUAUGUAUACUGAAUAAUUGUAAGUAUUACGAGUAGAAUGAUUUACCAUAUAUACAAUUUAUUACUGAAACAUUUUGAACAAAAGAAGUAGUAUUGUAUAUACUUUUUGUACUUACUGAAAGAUAAACACCUAUCAAUGCUUCUACACAGUCGGCUACUGUUUUAUCAGCAACAAUUUGUAUGCCAAGAUAAAGUUCCAUACCAGUUUGUGUUUCAGCAACGUCCCAAUUUAAAACCUUGGAUUUUAUUGCGGUUUCAGUACUUUUACUCAGACAUCCAGAAAAUUUUUCCUUUUCAGGGAUUUCAAUUUCAUAUAAAACAUUUGGUGAUACCUUGAACAGAAUAUUUCAUAGCAUUAUACAUCAGAACGACUGUAAUCAAAUUAUAUGGUGAAACAUUAACAAAUUAACAAACCUCCGUAUCUAGUAAGAUUUUCUGAAGCUGUCUAAAUGCUGAAUAAGCGGGAGGAAUGAAAUUACUGAGAGGUACAAAAUCAUCUACUUUCAUGCGUCCAGGAAUACACUUCUUCUUUCCACAAUAAUAAAGAUUACGGUUGCCGAUUAGUUUUCCUUUCAGUGCCGUUAACGGACCUUCAUUAUAAUUUGGAAAAAAAGUAUACAAAAACAACGAUACAACAAAUUUCAAACAUGAAUCUCCUAAAGUUUCCAAUCGUUCCAAAUCGAAUGCAUCAUUCCCAAGUUUACUCGUAAGUGCCUACAAUGAAUCACGGUGUCGUAAAAUAUUACAAUGUGGUACGUUUGUAAAUAAAAAGGAAAAUAUGUUAACUAGACUUACAUAUGUAAUCUGUACUGGACUGGGACCACCUGAAUUCUCAACUGAUAAUAUUUUUAAUUCCCGUACUGGAACCGAUGGUCUAUCCAUAAACGUGAAUUUUCUUAUGUUCUGUAAAAAUAAAAUUAAUCUUUAAAAUAAAAAUUGUUCAUCAAAACUAUUGUACCAGCAGGGAAAUAAUUCGAGUAACGAGUAGAUGAGACGAGAUAGGUGAUCCAGGGGCAGUGAACUCAGAAGGCCACGUCGCCAUCUGAAAAACCAUCGACAUAAACAUACAACCGUUGUUGCGCGAAAUGUUCGGAAUUCAUUGCCUUUAAUAGAAAAACUGAAAUACGGAGAGAGUGACUUUUCCCAUUUUGAGCGAUUAGCGAGCGAUAAUAAUAUUAUAUUUUUCGUUUUACUUUGUAUACCUUCGAAUUCAAACUCGGAAAUAAUGCUGCAAGAACCGCUCACAAUAUGAACAAAGCAUUUGGGGACAUAAUAUAUAUAUAUAUAUUAUGUACUAUAUAUUUUGUACUUGAGAGUUAUAAAUAACCCAAUGCUUACCGUUGUAUAAACAUCUUCAUCGCAACCGCUAGUCAUAAAUUGACAAUAAUGCUCAAUAUCAAUCAUUCUAAUGUCUUCAAUUUUUCUGAACAACUCUGGUGGUUCUUCAUCUUUUGUCCAUGGAUAAUGAUAUGCAUCUGUAUUUAAUACUGUAACAAAACAUAAAUUUAAUUUAAUGCAAAAAACAUAUAUGUUAUAUUAAAAAAGUAAAUUAUGUUUAAUAACUAAAACAUGCACCAUCUAUUUCUGGGCCACUCAAUACAGGCUCUGAUUGUAAAUUUUCAACAUCUUCGUUACAAAUCACUUUUUUGGGUGGUUCAAGAAUAUCGAUUUCUUCUUCUCUUAUUUCUAGUGGAGGCCAAUGAUUAACGUUAUAUUCGACUACUAAAUUAGCCUCCUCGGAUACGAGACGUCGUAAAUCUUCUGCAAUUAAAAGCUGCGAAAUUCUAUGUAAUAUAGAUGGUAACAUUGUUGCUUUAAGCCAGUAUAAAGCUGGAAAUUUAACAAUGGUGCAGAAUUCUGGAACUAAAUGUUCUUUCAGAUCCUCAUUCAUCUCCAUACGUUUACGAUACUUCGAUUCGGAUUGCAUACUCCUGUUUGUAAUAAACAAAAAUUAGUUGCAAAUCUAAGUCUGUUUAAAUUUUUCAACAGAAAUUUGUACAUUACCUAGGUUUUAUACAAUUAAUCUUUUUUGAUACCAUUUUCGCUUCUAACAUUGGUUGGGUUAAAUUAUGUACCGUUAAACCAUGCUUUUGUUUAUAAUAAUGAACGUAUGAGAAGAAAUUCUCCGAUGGAAAACAUGAAUUUGGUGUAAGCUCCUCGCAAAUCUGUGUAAUUAUAUAUACUUCCGCAGCAGCUCUAUAAUUUGGCACAACUAAUGCUAAAUCAUAAUCAUUAUGCUCAAACUGAAAAGGUACUGGCGGUGGUAUAUGCUGUAUCUGUUGAUGUUCUUGUAUAAUAUCCCAAUCUAUUUCCCACUUUUCGUUAACUGGAAAAUAAUAAAUAAUUACAUUUGAUUUACAUAAAAUAAAGUUAUCUUUCCAUAUUUACGUUACUACAAAUUUACCUGGUGCAAUUAAGAAAC